This is a messenger RNA of Vicia faba (fava bean), 780 nucleotides long. NCBI's taxonomy places the organism in Eukaryota, Viridiplantae, Streptophyta, Magnoliopsida, Fabales, Fabaceae. The record is from the annotation of a GenBank genome assembly.
AUGGAAUCAGGUGGUGGUGGUGGUAGCGGUGGUCCAACAAAUUUCCUAAGGAAAACAUACCAGCUGGUUGAUGAUCCUUCUAAUGACGAGAUAGUAGCUUGGAGUGAAAGCAAUAACAGUUUCAUCAUUAAGGAUGAAAUUAAAUUUGCCAGCAAUGUUCUUGGCAAGUAUUUCAGACACAACAAUUUCUCCAGUUUUGUUCGUCAACUCAACACCUAUGGAUUCCGAAAAAUAAGCCAGGAUCAAUGUGAAUUUUAUAAUCCAUAUUUUCGGAAAGGUCAAUAUUGUCUUCUUGGUAAUAUUCACCGCAAGAAAACUGUUUUCAGUCACUCUCCUGGAGAAGUAGAAAGGGUUGCAUUUGAAGAAGAAAUUGAGAAACUUGCUAAUGAAAAAGCCUCUAUUGAAUUAGAUAUUUCUCGCUUCAAUCAGCACAAGCUUCAUGUGGGAAAUCUAGUGCGUAGAUUAGAAGCUUCAGAGAAUAGGUAUAAUAAUUUGAAGAACUCGUUUGAAAUGAUUCUUCAAAACCCUAAUUUGGUUGAAAAAAUGAAUAAGAAAAUUGACUUCAUUUUUUCUUCAAAAUUUUCCAAUAAAAGCUCCUCUCCUAAUGCUGCUGAAAAUGUUGUUGCUGACAAUGAUAUCAACAAUGAAGCUACGGAAGCUGGAAAUAGUUUGGGUGAUAAUGAUAGCUACUAUCCGUUGAUGGAAGUUGAAGAUGAUUUUGCUGACAUUGAUACCAAUUUUGGAUUUUGGGAUUUUGAAGAUAUUUUGGCUGAAUUAUAG